AUGUCUGUCGCUGCCUUGAAUGGAAGCUUGGAUUUUUCUUUGAAACAUUCACUCGAUGACUUGCUGAAGAAUCCGGUCCGGUUUCGCAAGUCGACCAAGUCCGUCACGGCUACUCCGGAUGGCAAAUAUACUCCUUUAAAUCGCCGUAAGGGCGAUUCAAAGCAAUCUGCUUCUUCCAAGGAUACGAAUGCUCACGGUGCUGCCGCUGGCAACACCGGCAGUGAGAAACGCCAUCGUUCCUCUGCAUCCUCCAACCAAACAUCCGGCACUCGAGGCGAGGGUUCGGUUGAAUUGGAUGAGGAGGAUGAGCAGGGUUUUCCUGGUCCCGCCCGUGUCCUGUUCCCCAAGGAGAACAUAUCUAUUGACUGGCAAAACAUCUUGCCCAAUGCUCCCGGCUUGGUCAAUUUGGGUAAUACGUGUUUCAUGAACUCUGUGUUGCAGCUGAUGAUGCAUACGGCCCCCCUCGUCGAGUACCUGUUGACCGGCCAACAUACUGCUGCUUGUCGCAUGAAUGCGUGCGUCUUGUGCAAGAUGGAACAACACAUGAUGAAGGCCUAUCCCAGCAAGGGGAAGAAGCGUGCUUCGGCUUUCAAACCCACUGGUAUCCAAAGCAUGUUAAAGGUCAUUGCUAGUCAUUUCCGGCCAUAUCGCCAGGAAGAUGCUCAUGAGUUCAUGCGUUAUCUCAUUGAUUCAUGGCAGAAGUCUUGUUUGCAAAGUUUCAAGAAUCUCGACCAUCCCAGUCGUGAAACAUCGCUUAUUCACCGCAUCUUUGGCGGGUACUUGAGACAACAAAUUACAUGUUCCUCGUGCCACAAGCCCAGCAGUACAUACCAAUCUUUGCUCGACCUGUCACUCGAGGCGAACGUGUCCAACAUCCUCGAGUCACUGUCCCAUACCGUUGCGAGGAAUUGCAAAACACUUGGUGGAAUGCUUCAAAAGCAAAUGACUGUGUAUCGUGCUCCCAACUAUCUUACACUUCACCUGAAACGAUUCACCUUCAACUCCUUUCAUUCACACAAAAUCACUAAGCAUGUUGCUUAUCCUGAACUGCUCGAUUUGGGCCCUUUCAUGUCGGACGCCAAUCGUGCGUGUGUUUAUGAACUGUGCGGCGUUCUUGUCCACGCCGGGGGAAGCACUCGUAGUGGUCAUUACUAUUCGUUUUGCAAGAGCAGUAGCGGAACCUGGCUGAAGUUUGACGAUGAUUUUGUUUCAAACACAAGCAUUGACCGUGUCUUGAGUCAACAGGCUUACAUUCUGCUGUAUCGUCGUAAACCCGGUGCAAAGGCUCCUGUCCAGAAGCGCAAGGGUAAGCGUAACAGCGAUGGCGGCUCUGGAGGCAAGCAUCGUAAGAAGGUGCGCACCUAG
Messenger RNA from Schizosaccharomyces japonicus yFS275, 1365 nucleotides. RefSeq names its product ubiquitin carboxy terminal hydrolase Ubp16. Lineage: Eukaryota; Fungi; Ascomycota; Schizosaccharomycetes; Schizosaccharomycetales; Schizosaccharomycetaceae. Gene Ontology annotation, molecular function: deubiquitinase activity; cysteine-type deubiquitinase activity. The transcript is spliced from 2 exons. The record is from RefSeq and is a predicted model, not a curated record. Gene Ontology annotation, biological process: protein deubiquitination; ubiquitin-dependent protein catabolic process. The coding region runs from base 1 to 1365 and encodes 454 amino acids.